AUGCCGGCACCGAGCGUUGAGGACGGCAGCGCUGCAAGGUCGGCUGCCGUGAGACCCGAAGCAGAGUAUAUUCCUUAUGGGCUAUUUCUGUCUGGACCAUGCGUUAUCUUACAAGCCAGCCACAUCUUGCUCUACAUCGUACAGCCGCCGGGGACGAUACAGGCCCCGAACAAGGCAGACUUGCUUUUGGGCGCGCAUGGGCCGUUGAUCGACUUCUUAGUUCCCGCUCAACUGACCCUCUCGGAUCCAUCCAUAGCGUCUACUGUAGGUCAUCUGCUCGCUUUCGAGCGAAUCACAGACCAGUCUGGGGAUUUGAACAACUCUUGGUUCGGGAAGGCACUGUUUCCGCGACACGAGGCUUCCGCAGAUUACAACUAUGAGCGUUCCAACCCCAUCACGAACCCUUGA
Penicillium brevicompactum is the source of this 408-nucleotide messenger RNA. RefSeq lists its product as uncharacterized. The transcript is spliced from 3 exons. The record is from RefSeq and is a predicted model, not a curated record. Lineage: Eukaryota; Fungi; Ascomycota; Eurotiomycetes; Eurotiales; Aspergillaceae. Bases 1 to 408 code for a protein of 135 amino acids.